Messenger RNA from Cyphellophora europaea CBS 101466, 747 nucleotides. RefSeq lists its product as uncharacterized. Lineage: Eukaryota; Fungi; Ascomycota; Eurotiomycetes; Chaetothyriales; Cyphellophoraceae. The transcript has a single exon. Bases 1 to 747 code for a protein of 248 amino acids. The record is from RefSeq and is a predicted model, not a curated record.
AUGGCCGAAACCGCCACGGCCGAGGCAACCUACUACUCACACACGCUCAUCCGCCGCUCGCCCUUGCCGUUCAUGCCCCCCUCGGACCGCGACCCACGCCUCGCGCCCAUCACCGCCAAGCUCCUUACAUUACCGCCUGAGAUCCGCCAACUGAUCUAUCACUAUGCCUUUCACGGCAACCGCGUUGCCGUCACCUGCCGCUCGGGCUGCUACUGUCCCAGCAACAAAACUGGUCGGUAUCGCGCGGAACACCACUGGGUGCUGGAGCUGAGUAAGGCAGGUGGGAAGGACGCGGCAGUGUUGAAGCCCGUCCGUCAGGACGCACAGCGCGGCUUUGUGGCCGAGGCGCUGUGGGAGGUGCAUUGCUUGAGCGCGUGGCAGCUGUUUGAGGCGCGCAUGCGCCAGUUGAUGGCGACGGCUUCGGUGAAGCACGUGCAGGUGACUGUGUUUGAGACGAGUCGCGAGGGUUGGGUGGUGGGCACGGGAGCGUUCCAGAGGUUGAGGAGCGUGACUUUCUGUCCGUGGCAGAAGGGGUGGACGUGUGAUGUGCGUGCGCAGCUGGGGUCUCCGGAGCUGGGGGAUGUGGCUAUGAUGCCGCGGGUGAGGAAUGUGUUGGAGACGAAGUCCGGCUAUGACUGGGUGUGGAAGAUGGUGUCUAUCGGACCAGAAGGGCGGGGUGGGUGGAAGGUCUACUUCUUGCUCCCGGUAAGGUAUCUCGUUGCCACUUCCAACGACAGAACGGCGUAG